Molecule: messenger RNA, 3120 nt
Organism: Priceomyces carsonii
Lineage: Eukaryota; Fungi; Ascomycota; Pichiomycetes; Serinales; Debaryomycetaceae
Exons: 1
Coding region: 1-3120 (1039 amino acids)
Biological process (GO): endosomal vesicle fusion; autophagy; vesicle-mediated transport
Cellular component (GO): fungal-type vacuole membrane; cytoplasm
Molecular function (GO): protein binding
Source: RefSeq, a predicted model, not a curated record
AUGAACAUUGACAUUUUGACUCCGUCUAAUCGAGUUCAUUUGUCUUCUAACCAGAAAAUAUCGGCAAUUCAUUAUUUUCAUAGAAAAUUGUUCGUGGGAUUUUUUAAUGGUGACUUGAGUAUUUAUUCGACUCCCAUCGGUAAGACUGAGUAUGACAGAACAACAAGUAGAUCUUUGAAAUCGGCGAAGUCAAUUAGUGAAAUACAUGGGCUAUUUAACAAUGAUGACCAAUCUCAGAAAAUUACGUUGGACAAUACUUUCAAAAAUGCUUCCCGGGACCAAUCUGGUAUUACUAGAAUCGAAUGUCUCCAAGUGCUAGAAGGGGACAACAGGAAUAUAAUUAUAUUGGCUAGCAAUGACUCAAUCAAAGUUUUUGAGCGCGUUGGCUACCAUUUGAACUUCAUUGCGGAUCUCGAAGACACUAAGAAUUUUACUGACUUUUAUUGUUUCUGCUCACAAGAGAGAAAAUUGAUCAUAGUUGGGGUUAAGAAGAAGUUGAUAUUCUAUCUGUUGAAAAAAAAGUCACGUAACAUUAUUCAGGUAUUUAAGAUAAAAGAGUUGACAUUUAAAGAUAAAAUAAAGGCUAUAGGAUCUAGCUCAAGCCAAAAUAUGUGUUGGAUUAUCGUGGCUCUUACAAGCGAUUUUUUUGUAGUUGAUGUUGACGACGAUUUCAAUUUUGAACCUUUGGCUUACAAUGAUACAUUGUCUGGCUUUAGCCACUCAAAUUCUUUCAGCUAUUUUGGUUUGUCUUCAUCAGGCCCCAAAACCUGGAUACUUAAUGCCUCCCAGGAUAAGGUACUACUUGUGAAGGACAAUCAAGUUGCAGUUUCAAUCAGGAAAGAGAAAACAUUCUCAAUUUCAUCCGUGCCAAUAAAGUUUUCAGUGGCUCCAUUAUACAUUGCAUUUAUUUACCCAUUAUACCUUUUAGUAGUAUAUAAUAAGAAACUUGAGGUUCUUGAUGUUGACACUGGGUACUUGAUUCAAAAGUUCCAUCAUCAUUUAAAUUCUGGCCAGAUUCAAGUUACUUUUGAGAAUGAGUCGUUCUUUUUAGGUUCUGGAACUGAUAUCCUAGAGUUUAAUAUAUUGGCAUAUCAAAAACAAAUUGAUCAAUACUUGAGUAUAAGUGGAAAGGACUCCUCAUCAAAAGGAGCGAGAGAUCCUCAUAAUGACUUGAAAUAUAUAGGGCUAGAGAAAGCUAUAUCACUCGUAUCCAAAUUGAGUGCUAGUUGUUCUUUCUUUGAGGGAUCGAAUAUUGAACCAAUGAAGAAAAAGCAGUUGAUUUUGCGUGACUUAUAUAAAUCGAAGGCUUUCCUCUUGUUCGAAUCAUAUUCAAAGUUUCAUGAAUCCCUAGUUGAAAUAUGUUCUGAGUGGUUGAUUGCGUAUACUGAUGUUUUAGACUUGUUUCCAGAUUUCAUUCACUGGAAUAAUUCUCCUUCUAAGAUACAAAGUGACACUGAAAGCAUUAGCUCCAUUAAUUAUAAUAUUGUAAAGCGAAUUUCUUUAAAAGAUCUUCAGCAUUCCAAAGAGACACUAGGGGAAUCGGGAACGGAAAACGAAGCUCUUGAACGUCAGAGUCUAAAGUCUGGCAAUAUUGUAACAGGACGAGCUCAAUCAAAUCUAAUGAAGUCUCAGAAUGUCAGGAAGUUUAAAAAAGCGGUUUUCAAUUUAAUCAUAUACUUAACAGAUCAGAGAAGAAUUUUAUCUACUUUUUUAGAUGACCCCAAUUCCACUUUAGCUUGGAAGGGCCUUGAUAUUACUCCAUAUGAUAUCUAUCCACAUAUUGACUCUCACGACUUGACUCUGGAGCUUACUAAGAUUGCAGAAGACAUAGAUACGACCUUGUUUUUAUGUUAUUUUCACACCAAGCCUAUGUUGAUGGGUCCCCUUCUUAGAUUACCCAAUAAUCAUUGUAAUACGUUGAUUGUGAAUGAUUACUUGCUCUAUAACCUACAUAACCAUAAUGAGCAGGGCCCUGUUUUCAUCAAAGAGUUAUUAGACUUUUAUUAUGGUAGAGGAUUACACAAGGAUGCUUUGCAAAUGCUCUACGAGUUAAGUCACCAUAAACCUCAAGACCACGACAAUGAAUUUGAUGACUUUCUUUUGGAGCCUACUCUUACUAUCCAGUAUUUAAGAAAAUUGUCAAAUGAGCAUUUGGAUCUUAUUUUCGAGUAUUCGAAAUGGGCAAUUCAAGAAAAUCCGAAGACAAGCAUGCAAAACAGUGAGCUAAUCUUUAUGAAUGAUUCCUACGAGUGUGAAAGUUAUAAUUGUAACAAAGUAUUAAAAUAUUUCCUUCAUGAUAUCAAAAGCAACGAAAUGGCUAUUCGAUACUUGGAAUGGUUAAUUUUCGAUAGCGAAAUUAUUGAUAUAUCUGAGAAACAGCACGAAAAGUCUAGAUUUCAUACAAAGCUUUGCCUUUUAUACUUGGAAGAAUUAUUGAACGUUAGCGAAAUAUCGAAAUCUCCUUAUUAUGAGAAGCUAUGUAAGUUUCUCCAAACCACCAAUAGCUAUGAGCCUUGGACGGUUUUGAAAAAUAUACCUACUAAUGAGGAUGAGUAUCUCAGGCUUACUGUCUUUGUUUACAAAAGACUAGGAGAACAUGAGAAGGCGAUAGAUGUCUAUUUCAAUCAGCUUAACGACUUGGAUCUGGCAAUGAAAUAUUGCUCUGAGAUUUACAGGCAGCCAAACAACGAGCAUGUUGGACAACUGCUCUUGCACAAGCUCCUAGAAGAUCUCUUGACACAUUCAGAAGAAAACAUAGAUCGAAUCGAAAUUUUAUUAAAUUUACAAGGUUCCAAGAUGUCUGUCGUAAAGACUCUCGCUGCGUUGCCUAAUUCGUUUCCCCUUUCCAGUGUUGCUGGUUUCUUGACUGAGAAUUUGAGGAAAACUACAGAAACUUUACAUGAUACAAGAGCAUAUAGCCAGUUAUAUAAAGUUGGCAUGAUAAAAUUGCAAGAUGAGUUGUUGACAUCCCAGAGUAAAGGUUACUCGAUUGAGUCUGGAAGAGAGUUAUGUCCGAUAUGCAACAAAAGAUUGGGGUAUGGCAUAUUCACGGUUGAUAAAAAAGAUGACGUUGUCCACUAUGGCUGUUACCAAAGGCUUAGAGACUCUAAUAGCAUAUAA